Molecule: messenger RNA, 756 nt
Organism: Monomorium pharaonis (pharaoh ant)
Lineage: Eukaryota; Metazoa; Arthropoda; Insecta; Hymenoptera; Formicidae
Product: leucine-rich repeat extensin-like protein 5
Exons: 1
Coding region: 1-756 (251 amino acids)
Source: RefSeq, a predicted model, not a curated record
AUGGCUCGAGUAAGGAGCACGCUCCGUGACUGCCUCGCCCGUACCUCGACCACCGCGCAUCCCGGUGAACACCAAACCGUUCGAAGCGUCCACCCGACUACCGGCACAAAACUAGCAACGCAACAACGGCUCGCUCGAUACCGCUACACCAGCCUCGACGUCGACUUUAUCACGACCGUUCGGACCACGCCGACCACCGAUGAUCCGAAGGCGGACCGUCCGCUCCCGGCAAGAACGGCUGUAUACCGGGGCAUUACUUGCCGCCGACGACGACCGACGCUGCUCGCCACGUUCUGGUCGACAUUGUCCGACCUGGACGACGACGACGAGGAUACCGCUGAAAAGGAGGCCACACCACCAGCUACGGCCGUGCAACCAGCUGAGCCACCGCCACGGGCCACCGAACCGAACCAACCAACACCAAGGCCGCCAAGUCAGGGCCCGCCGCUGCCUACACCUCCGCCAGCGCCGCUACCAACCGCAGGGUACUUCAUCCGACCACCGCUGUCAAUGGCGAUGCCACCGUCAACAUCCGGGUACUAUACUGGGUCAACGGCGGUGCAGUCAUCACCAGUGCCCGCACUGCCAUCACCGCUAACUCCGCCGCCCUCCGGAUCGUCCGUCAUCACCGGCGACGUCCUAUGGACCAUCCCGUGGAAUCAAAUCCGGCCAGGCCGCUGCUACCGCCACCAAGCCCUCGGACACCGCAUUGUGAUAAAACACCAGCCCGACGGGUCCUGGUAUAUCCGUAAAUAA